Molecule: messenger RNA, 11418 nt
Organism: Myotis lucifugus (little brown bat)
Lineage: Eukaryota; Metazoa; Chordata; Mammalia; Chiroptera; Vespertilionidae
Gene: DNAH3
Product: dynein axonemal heavy chain 3
Exons: 57
Biological process (GO): microtubule-based movement
Cellular component (GO): dynein complex
Molecular function (GO): ATP hydrolysis activity; dynein intermediate chain binding; minus-end-directed microtubule motor activity
Source: RefSeq, a predicted model, not a curated record
AUCCCCAAAAGUGACUCGAUACAUCACAUGAGCCGCUGCCAGAGGCGGCCUGAGCUCCCUCCUCUGCCUGCUUCUGCGAACGAGGAGCCGUCUGAAGUCUAUCAGACGGUCAUGUCACACAGCUUUUACCCCCCCUUGAUGCAACGCACAUCGUGGACCCUGGCUGCACCCUUCAAAGAGCAGCACCACCAUCGUGGACCCAGCGAUUGCAUUGCCAACAAUUACUCCUUGACAGCUCAGGACCUGAAGCUGAAGGACCUGCUGAAGGUCUACCAGCCGGUCACCAUCAGUGUCCCUAGGAAAAGGGUCAUUCAGGAGUUCCCAUCAGGUAACUCAACAAAAAGCUCAGCAGAGCCCGAGAAGAAGAAAAUGAAGUCCAUCCCAAUAGACAAAACAGAUCAUACCAGGACCAAAUCCGCCCACAAGACCUUGACCUCCUCACCCCGGAAGAAGGAGGUGAUGACCUCUGAGACCCCCCCAGGAAGCAGACCAGCGAGCCCAGAAGAGCAGAUUAACAUGAUGUUACAGAAGGAGAUGGAAAUAGAAAGUAAAGAAGCCAAGCCAUCCAAAUCAGACUUGGAGAGAUAUGAUUAUUACUUGACCCAUGGAAUCCGAAAAGACAUGAUUGCCCCCGAGGAGGAUGAAGUGAUGGUUCGGAUUUCGAAGCUGAUUCCUAGCACUCUGCUGAUGAGUCCCUUCCUGGAACCCCUGGUGAACACCCUCAUGGAGGAGAAGGAAAGUUACUAUUACAACAGCCUCAUGAAAAGCAUCGUUGAUUACAUCCUCAUGGACCCAGAGGAGAAGAAGAGGCUCUUCAUCGAGAGCACCCCCCGCCUGUUCCCACAGAGAGCCAUCCGGGCGCCUGUGCCCUGGCACGGGGCCUACAAGAGCGCCAAGAAGUGGAACGAGGAGCACCUGCACACGGUGAACCCCAUGGUGCUCAUCCUGGAGCAGCUGUGGUUUGAAGAGUUCAGAGACCUCAGGUUUGUUCGAAAAGCAGAAUUACUGGCAGGGAAACUGCCUCUGCAGCCCCAGGAAUAUCAGGAUGUGAUCUGGAAGCACUGCAUGGAAGCACGCCAGGUCCUGCUCAGCAAGUGGAUCCCCACCUGUGCUCAGCUUUUUGUCUCCCAGAAGGAGCAGUGGAUCCAUUUUGCUCCCAGGAGUGACUACGACUCCUCCAGGAACAUCGAGGAAUUUUUUGCUUCUAUUGCAUCAUUCAUGUCACUCCAGCUCAGAGAGUUGGUCAUUAAGUCUCUUGAGGAUCUCGUCUCCUUUUUCAUGAUACACAAGGAUGGGAAUGACUUUGAAGAGCCCUACCAAGAGAUGGAGUUCUUUGUUCCUCAGCUAAUUAUGAUCAAACUUGAAGUCAGUGAGCCCAUUAUUAUCUUCAAUCCAUCUUUUGAUGAUUGCUGGGAGUUAAUACACAACUCUUUCUUGGAAAUUAUUGAAAACUCUAAGAGGAUCCCCAAGGUGGAAUCUUUCCUGUUCCCAGAGCUAAAAGGAUAUAACCUGGUUCUUGGAACCGUUAACCCUGAAGAAAAGCUGGUUUCUGACUACGUGGAUCAGGCUUUCCAGGUCUAUCAGAAAAACCAAGUCGGCCCCCACAAAUACUUAAAUGUCUACAGAAAGUAUGACGACUUAUUGGAUAACACGGCAGAGCAGAGCAUCACGGCAUUCCUGAAAGAAAAUCAUGAAAUUGAUGACUUUGUGACGAAGAUAAAUAGCAUAAAAAAGCGGAAAAACGAAAUUGCGUCCAUGCACAUUUCCGUGCCGCUGGCCAUGUUCUGCCUUGACACCAUGGCCCUCAAUUACGACCUCUGUGAGCGAGCCCAGAACCUGAAAGACCGCCUGAUUCAGUACCAAGUGGAUGUGAACCGGGACACCAAUGCCAGCAUUUGCCACCAGUACAGCAGCAUCGCAGAGAAAGUCAGCGAGAUCCCUGCCAACACCGAGGAGCUGGUGUCCCUCAUCGCGUUCCUCAGGAAAUCCAGCGACGUCACUGUGUUCAAACUCAGGAGGCAGCUGAGGGAUGCGGCCGAGCGGCUGGAGUUCCUGAUGGACUUCGCAGACUUGCCCCACGAGGACAUCAAGCUGAACAGCACCCUCUUCCUCUGGCCAGACCAGAUCGAAGAUGUCUUUGAAAACAGCCGAAACCUGCUCACGAGCAAGAGGGACCAGGCGGAGGUGGACCUCUUUAAAAGCCGGGACCCUAUGACUAUUGGAGAGCAGGAAAGUGCCACUGGGCCCUGGGUCACUGUGGUGAUCCGGCCAUCAGUAAGUAGAAAAGUGCGGCCUAUAGGCAACCCCCAGCUGCGCCUGAUCCGGGAGCAGGAAAGCAAGCCCAGCCUGCGGGCAACCCCCAGAUGUGCCUUCUCCCCGGGCACCAUGAGGAUCCAGGAGCAGGAAAGACCCCUCUUUGUGCUGAACGCUGAGGAGAUUGCGGAGGAAAUAGGGAAUAUGUGGAGGACAAUGUAUAAAUUGACCAAGACCUUAGCUGACAUACCUGCACCCAGGCGCUUGGCCGAGAACGUGAGGAUGAAGAUUGACAAGUUCAAGCAGCACAUCCCUAUUCUCAACAUUUCCUGUAACCCAGGAAUGAAGGACCGGCACUGGCAACAGAUUAGUGAGAUUGUCGGCUGUGAAAUAAAGCCCACGGAUACGACAUGCCUGGCCAAUAUGCUGGAAUAUGGAUUCAGCAAAUUCAUUGACAAACUGGAGCCCAUUGGAGCCACCGCCAGCAAAGAAUACUCCCUGGAGAAAAACUUGGAGAAGAUGAAGUCGGAAUGGGUCAACAUGACAUUCAGCUUCUCCAAGUACAGGGACACGGACAUGAGCAUCCUGUGUGCCGUGGAUGACAUUCAGCUGCUCCUCGAUGACCACGUGAUAAAGACACAGACCAUGUGCGGCUCCCCCUUCAUCAAGCCAAUAGAAACCGAAUGCCGGGUAAGGUGAAAGGGGCGAUUUUGUGACAUCCGGGACAGCCUGGAGGGAUGGCUAAUUUGCAUGCCAUCCUGGCUGUACCUGGAGCCGAUCUUCAGCUCCGAGGACAUCACAGCCCAGAUGCCAGAAGAGGGCAGGAAGUUCGCCAUCGUGGACGGGUACUGGAAGUCCCUCAUGUCCCAAGCGGUGAAGGAUCCCAGGGUCCUGAUGGCGGCCGACCAGCCCCGCAUGGCUGAGAAGCUCCAAGAAGCCAACACUCUGCUGGAGGACAUCCAGAGGGGGCUGAACGACUACUUGGAGAAGAAGAGGCUGUUUUUCCCCAGGUUCUUCUUCCUGUCGAACGACGAGCUGCUGGAGAUCCUGUCGGAGACCAAGGACCCGCUCCGCGUGCAGCCGCACCUGAAGAAGUGCUUCGAGGGCAUCGCCCGGCUGGAGUUCACCGACAACUUGGAGAUCGUGGGCAUGAUCAGCUCGGAGAAGGAAACCGUCCCCUUCAAACAGAUCAUCUACCCGGCUCAAGCCAAGGGCAUGGUGGAGAAGUGGCUGCAGCAGGUGGAGCAGAUGAUGCUGGCCAGCAUGCGGGAAGUCAUCCGACUGGGGAUUGAGGCGUAUGCCGAGGUCUCCCGUGACCAGUGGGUCCUGCAGUGGCCGGGCCAGGUGGUCAUCUGCGUCUCCUCCAUCUUCUGGACCCAGGAGGUGUCUGAGGCCCUGGAGGAAAGGACUCUGCCGGACUUCCUGAAGAAGAGCAAUGACCAGAUCGCACAGAUCGUCCAGCUGGUGCGAGGGAAGCUGAGCAGCGGGGCUCGCCUCACCCUCGGGGCCCUCACAGUCAUCGACGUCCACGCUCGGGACGUGGUGGCCAAGUUAUCUGAGGACAAAGUGUGCGACCUGCAUGACUUCCAGUGGAUCUCCCAGCUGCGCUACUACUGGCAGGCGAUGGACGUGCAGGUGCAGAUGAUCACCACUGAGGCCCUGUACGGCUACGAGUACCUGGGGAACAGCCCCCGGCUGGUGAUCACGCCCCUCACCGACCGCUGCUACAGGACGCUGAUGGGGGCUCUGAAGCUGAAUCUUGGGGGAGCCCCAGAAGGUCCGGCUGGGACAGGCAAGACAGAGACCACCAAAGAUCUGGCCAAGGCUUUGGCCAAGCAGUGUGUGGUCUUCAACUGCUCGGACGGCCUGGAUUAUAAAGCCAUGGGGAAGUUCUUCAAAGGGCUGGCCCAGGCCGGAGCGUGGGCCUGCUUUGACGAGUUCAAUAGAAUUGAGGUGGAGGUGCUGUCGGUGGUGGCACAGCAGAUCCUCAGCAUUCAGCAAGCCAUUAUGCGGAAGCUGAAGAUGUUCAUCUUCGAAGGCACGGAGCUCUCCCUCAACCCAACCUGCGCUGUCUUCAUCACCAUGAACCCCGGGUACGCGGGCAGGGCGGAGCUGCCCGACAACCUUAAGGCCUUGUUCCGGACAGUGGCCAUGAUGGUGCCGGACUACGCCCUCAUUGGAGAGAUCUCGCUCUACUCCAUGGGGUUUCUGGACUCCAGAAGGUGGAGUCCCGCCCUCUGCUUUGCCUUUCAGCUGUGUUUAAUGAGUGGAGAGAUCAUACAGAUGAGCUCCAAGAUGAGUCUGAUCUUCGAGCCGGCCGACCUGGAGCAGGCCUCGCCAGCCACCGUGAGCAGGUGCGGCAUGAUCUACAUGGAGCCCCACCAGCUGGGCUGGAAGCCCCUGAAGGACUCCUACAUGGACACCCUGCCCUCCACUCUCACUGAGGAGCACAAGGAGCUGGUCAAUGACAUGUUCAUGUGGCUUGUCCAGCCCUGCCUGGAAUUCAUUCGCCUCCAGUGUAAAUUUAUGGUCCAAACAUCUCCCACCCACCUUGCCUUCUCCAUGAUGAGACUGUACUCCUCUCUGCUUGAUGAAAUCAGGGACAUAAAGGAAGACGAAAGCGAAGGCUCUGAAGGCCUGACGAGCCAGCAGAUCUUCCUCUGGCUGCAAGGCCUGUUCCUCUUUGCCCUGGUGUGGGCCGUGGCCGGCACCAUCAACACGGACAGCAGGAAGAAGUUUGAUCUGUUUUUCCGGAACCUGAUCAUGGGCAUGGAUGACAGCAGCCCCAGGCCCAAAAGUGUCAAGCUCACCAAAAACAACAGCUUUCCAGAGAAAGGGAGCGUCUAUGACUUCUAUUUCCUCAAGCAAGGCAGUGGGCACUGGUACACGUGGACCGAGUAUGUCACCAAGGAAGAGGAGAGCAUCCCAGCCAACGCAAAGGUCUCGGAACUCAUCAUCCCCACCGUGGAGACAGCCCGGCAGACCUUCUUCUUGAAAACCUACCUGGACCAUGAGGUUCCAAUGCUAUUUGUGGGGCCCACAGGCACCGGCAAAUCAGCCAUCACCAACAACUUCCUGCUCCACCUUCCCAAAAAUAUCUACCUGCCCAACUGCCUCAAUUUUUCUGCCAGGACCUCAGCCUAUCAGACCCAGGACAUCAUCAUGUCCAAGCUGGAUCGGCGGCGGAAGGGCCUCUUCGGGCCCCCCAUCGGGAAGAAGGCGGUGGUGUUUGUGGAUGACCUCAACAUGCCGGCCAAAGAGGCAUACGGGGCCCAGCCCCCCAUUGAGCUUCUGCGGCAAUGGAUGGACCACGGUCACUGGUUUGACAAGAAAGACACAAACAAGCUGGACAUCGUGGACGUGCUGCUGGUGACAGCCAUGGGGCCCCCCGGGGGAGGAAGGAAUGACAUUACUGGGCGAUUCACCCGCCACCUGAACGUCAUUUCCAUCAACGCCUUUGAGGAUGACAUUUUAACCAAGAUUUUUAGCUCCAUUGCUAACUGGCACUUUGGGAAAGGAUUUGACGUGAUCUUCUUAAGGUAUGGGAAGAUGCUGGUCCAGGCCACUAUGACGAUCUACAAAGCUGCCGUGGAGAACUUCCUGCCCACUCCCUCCAAGUCACAUUACGUCUUUAACCUGCGGGACUUCUCCCGGGUGAUCCAAGGGGUGCUGCUCUGUCCUCACUCCCACAUGCAGGAGGUAGAGAAGCUUAUCCGGCUUUGGAUUCAUGAGGUCUAUCGGGUUUUCUAUGACCGGCUGAUUGACGAUGAGGACAGACAGGUCUUCUUCAACUUGGUGAAGGAAACCACCUCGAAUUGCUUCAAGCAAACCAUGGAGAAGGUUCUCAUCCACCUAUCACCCACUGGAAAGAUCGUCGAUGAUAAUAUCCAUAGCCUCUUUUUUGGAGAUUACUUCAAACCGGAUAGUGACCCCAAAAUCUAUGAUGAGAUCACGGACCUGAAACAGCUCACGGUGGUCAUGGAGUACUACCUAGAUGAGUUCAACAACAUCAGCAAGGCCCCCAUGUCCUUGGUCAUGUUCAGAUUCGCCAUUGAGCACAUCUCCAGGAUCUGCAGGGUCCUGAAGCAGGACAAAGGCCACUUGCUCCUGGUGGGCAUCGGGGGCAGUGGGCGGCAGAGUGCCAGCAAACUGUCCACAUUCAUGAACUCAUACGAGCUGUACCAGAUCGAGAUCACGAAGAGCUACUCCAGCCUCGACUGGCGGGAGGACCUGAAGAAGAUCAUGCUGCAGGUGGGCGUGGCCACCAAGCGCACCGUGUUCCUUUUCGCUGACAGCCAGGUCAAGGACGAGUCUUUUGUUGAGGACAUCAACAUGCUUCUGAACACGGGCGACGUGCCCAACAUCUUCCCUGCGGACGAGAAGGCCGACCUCGUCGAGAAGAUGCAAACAGCAGCCAGGACAGCCGGCGAGAAGAUUGAAGUCACCCCUCUGUCUAUGUAUAACUUCUUUAUUGAGCGGGUGAAGAAGAACCUUCACAUUGUCCUUGCCAUGAGCCCAAUUGGGGAUGCCUUUCGGAACCGCCUAAGAAUGUUCCCUUCACUCAUCAAUUGCUGCACGAUUGAUUGGUUCCAGUCCUGGCCCACAGAUGCCCUGGAGUUGGUGGCUAACAAAUUUCUGGAAGAUGUGGAACUUAAUGACAAUAUUCGGAGACAGGUCGUCUCCAUGUGCAAAUACUUCCAGGAGAGUGUGAAGGAGCUGUCACUCGACUACUACAACACGCUUCGCAGACACAAUUACGUCACCCCCACCUCCUACCUUGAGCUGAUCCUAACCUUUAAGACCCUCUUAAAUAGCAAGAGGCAAGAGGUUGACAUGAUAAGAAACCGCUACCUGACAGGCCUGCAGAAACUCCAGUUCGCAGCUUCCCAGGUGGCCGUCAUGCAAGUGGAGCUGACCGCACUCCAACCCCAGCUCAUCCAGACAUCCGAGGAGACCGCCAACAUGAUGGUGAGGAUCGAAGAGGAGACCAUAGAAGCCGAUGCCAAGAAGCUCCUGGUGCAGGCGGAUGAAAAGGAAGCCAACGCCGCUGCCUCCGUUGCUCAGGGCAUCAAGGACGAGUGUGAGGGGGACCUGGCCGAGGCCAUGCCAGCACUGGAGGCCGCACUGGCUGCGCUCGACACCCUGAACCCAGCGGACAUCUCCAUGGUGAAGUCCAUGCAGAACCCCCCCGGCCCCGUCAAGCUGGUCAUGGAGAGCAUCUGUGUCAUGAAAGGGCUGAAACCUGAGAGGAAGCCGGACCCCAGUGGCAGCGGCAAAAUGAUAGAAGAUUACUGGGGGGUAUCAAGAAAGGUUCUUGGCGAUCUGAAGUUCCUGGAGAGUCUUAAGACAUAUGACAAAGACAACAUCCCCCUAAUAAUCAUGAAACGGAUCCGAGAGAGAUUUAUCGACCACCCAGAUUUCCAGCCGGCCGUCAUUAAAAACGUGUCAUCUGCCUGUGAGGGUCUGUGCAAGUGGGUGAGAGCCAUGGAGGUGUACGACCGCGUGACCAAGGUGGUCGCUCCCAAGCGGGAGCGGCUGAGGGAGGCAGAGGGGAAGCUGGACAUCCAGAUGCAGAAGCUGAACCUGAAGAGAGCAGAGCUGAAGCUGGUGGAGGACCGCCUCCAGGCCCUGAACGAUGAAUUUGAGGAGAUGAACAUCAAGAAGAUGACCUUGGAAGAAAACAUUGAUAUCUGCUCCCAAAAGCUCAUCAGGGCAGAAAAGCUCAUCAGCGGUCUUGGGGGAGAGAAGGACCGAUGGACAGAGGCUGCCCGGCAGCUGGGGAUCCGCUAUACUAAUCUGACCGGGGAUGUGCUGGUGUCUGCGGGGACUGUGGCUUACCUAGGGGCCUUUACCGUGGAUUAUCGGGCCAAGUGCCAAAAUCAGUGGCUGGCCCAGUGUAGCAAGAGGGUCAUCCCCGGCUCCAGUGACUUCAGUCUCAGCAACACGCUGGGGGAUCCCAUAAAAACCCGAGCCUGGCAGAUGGCCGGGUUGCCUGUUGAUUCCUUCUCCAUCGACAACGGCAUCAUUGUGUCCAAUUCCAGACGCUGGGCCUUGAUGAUUGACCCUCAGGGGCAGGCCAACAAGUGGAUCAAGAACAUGGAGAAAGUGAACAAGCUGUCUGUCAUCAAGUUCUCGGACAGCAACUAUGUGAGGACACUGGAGAACGCCCUGCAGUUUGGCACCCCUGUCCUACUAGAGAACGUGGGGGCAGAGCUGGAUGCCUUCAUUGAGCCCAUCCUGCUCAAGUCCACAUUCAGGCAGCAAGGGGUCGAGUACAUGAGGCUGGGUGAAAACAUCAUCGAAUACUCCAAGGACUUCAAGCUAUACAUCACUACCCGCUUGAGGAACCCACAUUACCUCCCUGAAGUCGCUGUGAAAGUCUGCCUCCUCAACUUCAUGAUCACCCCCCUGGGCCUCCAAGAUCAGCUGCUUGGCAUCGUGGCUGCCAAGGAGAAGCCAGAACUGGAAGAGAAAAAGAACAAGUUGAUUGUGGAAAGUGCCAAGAACAAGAAGCAGUUAAAGGAAAUUGAAGACAAGAUCCUAGAGAUCCUCUCCUUGUCUGAGGGCAACAUCCUCGAGGAUGAGACUGCCAUCAAUGUUUUGUCCUCCUCCAAGGAGCUGUCUGAAGAGAUCUCCGAGAAACAGGAAAUUGCUUCGGUGACAGAAACACAGAUUGACCAGACUCGGAUGGGCUACAAGCCGGUGGCUGUCCACUCUGCCACCAUCUUCUUCUGUAUCUCUGACCUGGCCAACAUCGAGCCGAUGUACCAGUACUCCCUGAUAUGGUUCAUCAACCUCUACAUGCAGUCGCUGGUGCACAGCAAGAAGAGUGACGAGCUGGAGCUGCGCAUUGAGUACAUCAUUGAGUACUUCACCCUCAGCAUCUACAACAAUAUCUGCCGCUCUCUGUUUGAGAAGGACAAGCUGGUUUUCUCCCUCCUCCUGACCAUUGGCAUCUUGAAAGAGAAAAAGCUAAUUAACGAGGAAAUUUGGUACUUUCUCCUCACUGGCGGCGUGGCCCUGGACAACCCCUUCCCCAACCCAGUUUCUGAAUGGCUGUCUGAGAAAGCGUGGGCCGAAGUGGUUCGUGCAUCCUCAUUGUCAGGAUUGAAUGGCCUGAUGGAACAUUUGGAAGAAAAUGCUGAUAAAUGGAAGCUCAUCUAUGACUCAGCAUACCCCCACGAGGAGAAGUUCCCUGGCAUUUGGAAGUUCCUUCAAGGGUUGGAGAGAAUGGUGAUCCUGCGAUGUUUGCGGCCCGACAAGAUGAUCCCGGCCACCCGGGAGUUCAUUGCUGAGCACAUGGGCAACGUGUACAUUGAGACCCCUACAUUUGACCUCCAGGGGUCCUACAAUGACUCCAGCUGCUGCACACCCCUGAUUUUCGUGCUGUCUCCCGGCGCAGACCCAAUGGCAGGCCUGCUGAAGUUUGCGGAGGAUCUUGACAUGGGAGGCACCAAAACACAGAUCAUAUCCCUGGGCCAAGGCCAAGGCCCUAUUGCGGCCAAAAUGAUCAACAUCGCCAUCAAAGAGGGGACCUGGGUGGUCUUGCAGAACUGCCACCUGGCCACGAGCUGGAUGCCUGCCCUGGAGAAGAUCUGUGAGGAGGUGAUCGUCCCUGAGAACACCAACGUCAGCUUCAGACUCUGGCUGACCAGCUACCCCUCCGAGAAGUUCCCAGUCAGCAUCCUCCAGAACGGGAUCAAAAUGACCAACGAGCCUCCCAAAGGGCUGCGGGCCAACCUCCUGCGCUCCUACCUCAACGACCCCAUCUCCGACCCCGUCUUCUUCCAAAGCUGCACAAAGGCUGAGAUGUGGCAGAAGCUGCUGUUUGGCCUCUGCUUCUUCCACGCCAUCGUUCAAGAGCGGCGGAACUUCGGGCCGCUAGGUUGGAACAUCCCUUACGAGUUCAACGAGUCGGACCUGAGGAUCAGCGUGCGGCAGGUCCAGAUGUUCCUGAACGACUACAAGGACGUGCCGUUCGACGCUCUGACCUACCUGACAGGGGAGUGCAACUAUGGAGGCAGAGUGACCGACGACAAAGACAGGCGCCUCCUGCUGUCCCUGCUGUCCACCUUCUACUGCAAGGACAUCGAGCAGGACCACUACUACGUCGCCCCCGGAGACAUUUACUACAUCCCCCCCCACGGCUCCUACCAGUCCUACAUCGACUACCUCAGGAACCUUCCCAUCACAGCCCACCCAGGGGUGUUCGGCCUCCACGAGAACGCCGACAUCACCAAGGACAACCAGGAGACCAACCAGCUGUUUGAGGGGGUGCUGCUGACGCUCCCCAGACAGGCGGGCGCGAGCGGCAAGUCCCCUCAGGAAGUGAUUGAGGAGCUGACCCAGGACAUACUCUGCAAACUCCCCAAGGACUUUGACCUAGAAGUCGUCAUGAAGCUGUACCCUGUGGUCUAUGAGGAGUCCAUGAACACCGUCCUGAGGCAGGAGCUCAUCAGGUUCAACAGGUUGACCAAAGUGAUCCGGAAGAGCCUCAUCAGCCUGGUCCGCGCCAUCAAAGGGCAGGUCCUGAUGUCCUCGGAGCUGGAGGACGUCUUCAACAGCAUGCUCAUCGGCAAAGUGCCGGCCAUGUGGAUGGCCAAGUCCUACCCGUCGCUGAAGCCGCUGGGCGGCUAUGUGGCCGACUUGCUGGCCCGCCUGACCUUCUUCCAGGACUGGAUCUCCGGCGGGCCCCCUGUGGUCUUUUGGAUCUCCGGGUUCUACUUCACGCAGUCAUUUCUGACGGGGGUCUCCCAGAACUAUGCCCGGAAGUACACCAUCCCCAUCGACCACAUUGGGUUUGAGUUUGAGGUGACCACACAGGAAGCCGCCAUGGAGAGCAGCCCGGAAGACGGGGCCUACAUUAAAGGGCUCUUCCUAGAAGGCGCUCGCUGGGACAGGAGCACGCAGCAGAUCGAGGAGUCUCUCCCCAAAAUCCUCUACGACCCACUGCCCAUCAUUUGGCUGAAGCCCGGGAAAAGUGCAGCGUUUCUGCACCAGGACAUAUACGAGUGUCCAGUCUAUAAAACAAGCGCCCGGAGGGGCGUCCUGUCCACCACGGGCCACUCUACCAACUACGUCCUCUCCAUCGAACUCCCCACGGACAGGCCCCAGAAGCACUGGAUAAACCGCGGGGUGGCCUCCCUGUGCCAGCUGGAUAACUGA